UACGAGUCACGUUAUCCUUGUGUGGCUGUUCACGCCAAGUUGGAUUCACCAUUGUCGUGUUUACAAUUUUGAGUUGAGCUCAUGUUGUUUCUUCGGACUGCUGCUGUGCUCGUUAACCAGCGUCUGGCCGGUUUACGCUGCACCCCUGCCGGCUACACAAUCCUCAGAACCUCCGCUGCGUACAUCCAGGGUCAGAGCCCUGAACCAAGGAUCCGAGAGUACUUCUACUACAUUGACCACCAAGGGCAGUUGUUCCUGGAUGACACCAAAGUGAAGAAUUUUGUCACCUGUUUCAAAGACAAACAGUUCCUCGUCUUCUUCUUCAGUCGUCUGCGUUUAAACCAGAGCGGACGCUACGACAACGACUUCCCCUUCCUGUCUUUGUGUGGGAGAGAGAGGAACUUCCUGCGUUGUGAUGACCGACCAGUGGUCUUCACCCACCUGCUACAAGACGCCACCGCCGACCAGGACUUGCUGUCGUUCUGCGGCGGCGCAGAGAAGCUGACAGUUUCCUUCCAUCCUGAGGCGCUCUACAUGCAUCCGGCCAGCGGACGAGUUUACCACCCUUGCUCGGAGAGAACAGGCGGCGUCGGGCUGUUGAGGUCCGCCUUGGCUUUUGAACUCAGCCCGUUCUUUAUCUACGCUUCAGAGCGAGGUCAAUCAGGACCACCCACACACUUCCUAUGGAGGAAACAGCAGUACACCCUAACCAAUGAGCUGGCAGGGAGCUUUUCCACAGAAAUGUGAUGGUGUGCCAAAAUCUUGGCACCUUAGUGACUGUUAGGAACUGAAUUGCUAAUCAUCAAGGAAUAUUGAGCUUGGGAUAUAUCAUUUCAAACAUUCAUAUUAUCAUGAAGCUAAAAAUUGUGUUUUCAUAAACUUGGAUUACGAUUACUUGGAAACGUGUUGAUUAAUUGGAUGUGCCCCAUUGGCGCCUGCAAUGUUGACAAGGAAAUUAAAUAAACUUUAAAUGUUAUCAAAUGUUCCCCAUUUAUUUCCAAGACAAAAAAAAAAAUGAUUUGGAAAAUGCCAAAUGCUGUUUAUAUUGACAUUUUACACAACUGAGGAGUUGGCAUUAAUGCUAGCGCUAACACUCAAAUACUGUCUGCUCCAGCACUAAUGUAUGUGAUUACACUUGUUGCUUUGAUAUUUUAAUAAAAGA
Phycodurus eques (leafy seadragon) is the source of this 1162-nucleotide messenger RNA. RefSeq names its product chromosome 8 C8orf82 homolog (gene c8h8orf82). The transcript is spliced from 3 exons. Bases 82 to 747 code for a protein of 221 amino acids. The record is from RefSeq and is a predicted model, not a curated record. Lineage: Eukaryota; Metazoa; Chordata; Actinopteri; Syngnathiformes; Syngnathidae.